This is a messenger RNA of Limanda limanda (common dab), 1296 nucleotides long. RefSeq names its product ubiquilin-4-like. The transcript is spliced from 6 exons. Gene Ontology annotation, molecular function: polyubiquitin modification-dependent protein binding. The coding region runs from base 1 to 1296 and encodes 431 amino acids. Gene Ontology annotation, cellular component: cytosol. Gene Ontology annotation, biological process: ubiquitin-dependent protein catabolic process. NCBI's taxonomy places the organism in Eukaryota, Metazoa, Chordata, Actinopteri, Pleuronectiformes, Pleuronectidae. The record is from RefSeq and is a predicted model, not a curated record.
AUGUCACUGAAAAGCAGCAGCGACCAUGAGGAGGAUGUCAAUGCAGAUGAAGAAGAAUCUCCGGGUUCCACCCUGAUGGAAAUUAACGUCAUAACUCAGGGGGGAAACGAGAAAAUAUUGAUUUGGGAGGAGUCGUCUGUGGGAGAGCUUAAAGAGGAAGUAUCCAAAAGAUUUGAGGCCCCCCAGCACCAAUUGGUGCUGAUUUUCACAGGGAAGAUUCUAACGGAUACCAAUACCCUGAAGCAGUAUGGUAUCAAAGACGGACACACCGUUCAUCUUGUUAUCAGGACCUUCCCAAAAUCAACAGAUGGCGGUGCAUCUCAGACCAGUUCUGCUUCUUCCGCACCUCACACCAUCAGCACCAGCAGCAGCCCCAGCACCAGCACCAGCACCAUCCCAACUUUAGCAGGUAGCACCGGUGGACCCGGCGACCUGUCGGGCUUGUUAGGUCUCGUCAUGGGUUCACCCAACUUUAUGCAGAUGCAGAUGCAGAGGCAGAUGAUGCCCAACCCACAGAUGCAGCCGCAGGCUUUUGGGAACCAGACGUUCCGGCACAUGAUGUCCAACCCAGACCUGAUGAGACAGAUGUUACCAGGCAAUUUUCCGAUGCAGCAGCUCCUCGAACAAAACCCAAACGUUUCUCGCAUGAUCAACAACCCUGAGUUUAUGAGACAGUGUGCCGACUGGCGGUCUCACACUUCCUCCAGACACAGGGAGCAGUGUCCCUCCAGCCACAGGGGGCAGUGUCCCUCCAGCCACAGGGGGCAGUGUCACUCCAGCCACAGGGAGCAGUGUCCCUCCAGCCACAGGGGGCAGUGUCACUCCAGCCACAGGGAGCAGUGUCCCUCCAGCCACAGGGGGCAGUGUCCCUCCAGCCACAGGGGGCAGUGUCCCCCCAGCCACAGGGAGCAGUGUCCCUCCAGCCACAGGGAGCAGUGUCCCUCCAGCCACAGGGAGCAGUGUCCCUCCAGCCACAGGGAGCAGUGUCCCUCCAGCCACAGGGAGCAGUGUCCCUCCAGCCACAGGGAGCAGUGUCCCUCCAGCCACAGGGAGCAGUGUCCCUCCAGCCACAGGGAGCAGUGUCCCUCCAGCCACAGGGAGCAGUGUCCCUCCACAGAACUCCCCCUCUGCUGCCUUACCACCAGGAUCUAUUCCCUCACAGUGCCGGAGACUCGUUUUCAGCAGCAGCUUGACCAGCUCAACUCCAUGGGCUUUAUCAACCGUGAGGCUAACCUGCAGGCGCUUAUCGCGUUCGGAGGGGACGUCAACGCUGCCGUUGAAAGACUGUUGACCUAA